AUGCGAUUGAUAUCCUCUCUCGUGCUCGCUGGCCUCCUCCUGCAAGUCUACUCUCAAUCUGAUGCUGUCACGUCGAGCGGAACAACGGAGACGACUGAACCGGCGACAUCAACCGGCGCAGAUUAUGCCACCAGUGGAACCACAUAUGCUGACGAAUCCGCCACGUUGACUAUCACCGCAACCACAGACUACGCUACGGUUGCAGACCUGUCGAGUUUAUUUGCAACCUCAAACAGCACCUCAGCGUCCUCGAGUACCGGCCCUAAUAAUGGCACAACGACAUCGUCUGCCACCGAAACUGUAUUGGUGGGGACUUCCAAAACAACCACUACCCUGAACGGGACGACAACCACCAACCAAACAGCUUCAAGCACCUCGUCUUCAGCGCAACCCACAAAUACCGUUCCCUGUAAUGGCCAUCCUUCAUUUUGCAACCGGAAGUUCAGCAACAUCACUCACAUUGCAGCGCACAACAGCCCAUUCAUACGUCCGGGGAAUCUCGCCUCCAACCAAAUGCUGGACGUCGAGACUCAACUCAACGACGGUAUUCGAAUGCUCCAGUUCCAAGCUCAUCUCCAAAAUGGGACUAUGUAUCUCUGCCACACGUCUUGUGAACUUCUCAACGCUGGCACUCUACAAGACUACCUCACGACGGUAACGAAAUGGCUUCGCAACCACCCUUACGACGUCAUCGCCAUCCUCAUGGGGAACUACGACGUCGUCGCGCCUCAGAAUUUCACUGCACCAGUGGUCAAUUCGGGUUUAAUCGAUUUUGUCUACACUCCUCCAACGUCGCCCAUGCCCCUCGACUCGUGGCCCACCUUAGCCGAAAUGAUCUUCAAAAAUGAACGAGCAGUCGUCAUGCUCGACUACCAAGCCAAUCAGACUGCCAUUCCAUGGCUGCUCGAUGAAUUCUCGCAAAUGUGGGAAACGCCAUUCUCUCCAACCGACAGAAAUUUCCCAUGCACACCCCAACGACCUCCGAAUCAAGGACGAAAUACCCGUCAGGAUAGAAUGUACAUGACAAAUCACAACUUAAAUCUGGAGGUCGACAUCGCGGGUAUCAGUAUCGAUGUGCCCUUUUUUACAUUGCUCAAUGAAACGAAUGCGGUGAAUGGGUUCGGCUCCGCCGGGUGGGCGGUGGAUAACUGUACGACGAUGUGGAACCGGGCGCCGAACUUCUUACUGGUGGAUUAUUAUAACAUUGGAAACUUCAAUGGCAGUGUGUUUCAGGUCGCGGCGGAUGCAAACGGCGUGAGCUACAAUCGGGCCAGUUGUUGCGGGACGGCAGGGACAACGAAUGCGGCCGUCACCGCCACGGUGGACGUGCGGCGCUAUCUUUUGGUGGCGGGGGUGCUUUGUUCGUUUCUGAUAUUGUAA
Molecule: messenger RNA, 1380 nt
Organism: Cladophialophora psammophila CBS 110553
Lineage: Eukaryota; Fungi; Ascomycota; Eurotiomycetes; Chaetothyriales; Herpotrichiellaceae
Exons: 2
Coding region: 1-1380 (459 amino acids)
Biological process (GO): lipid metabolic process
Molecular function (GO): phosphoric diester hydrolase activity
Source: RefSeq, a predicted model, not a curated record